This is a messenger RNA of Daphnia carinata, 2061 nucleotides long. RefSeq lists its product as uncharacterized. The coding region runs from base 905 to 1900 and encodes 331 amino acids. The record is from RefSeq and is a predicted model, not a curated record. Lineage: Eukaryota; Metazoa; Arthropoda; Branchiopoda; Diplostraca; Daphniidae. The transcript has 8 exons.
UUCAGUCACGAACUAGUGCCGCCUUGCGCCUCUCGUGUUUACAAAAAAACGAAAAUCAGUUCUCUUCAACACGACGCGUCCUUCCUUUGACUCGUUCACAGACUUGCCGUUCGUAAACUUCAUACUUUUGAAACAAACAAACAAACAAAAUGUUAUUUUUCAACACGGUUGGCGUUAUGUUUUAGGGCCGUACGGAUAAACAUUCGUUUAGUGAGUAUAGCACAACUCCUCUUGUUCUAUUUAUUCAAAACAAACGUGGACGGUGAUGACUUAACUUUUAAUGGUCUACAUAUUAUAGAGUUUUUUUUUAUUUGUUCUUCAUGCGUAAAUAGGGAUUUCUCGGGGCUUUCUUUACUUCAUCGUGAAACUUUGGCCCGUUAUACGUCAAGUAACGACGUUGUAGAUGAUGUGCAGCGCAGGCUCUUUAUCGGGCACAUUCGAAGGGCGGCCCGGCCUUGUGAACGAGGUCAAUUGCUGAUUGACGCAAAAGCCGUACGACGGGCACGUUUGUGUCCACAAUCUUGACCAGACUAUUUCGAAAAAAAAAAUAAAAGACUUUUGUCCUUUGGCCGUUUGCCUGUGAAACGUGCGACUGUAUCUCUCUCCCUUUUUUUGUUUCGCCCCCCCCCCCCCCCGCUUCGGUCGUUCAAAAACGAGGGACGAAGACGAGCAACAACUGAUGAAAACGGGUGGUUUUUUUCUUAAAGUGACAAGGCGGUAGCAGCUGAUCGCAACGGUUUGUGAGAGGGGUGAUGUGUUGUUAGUUUCGGAUGGCGACAUAGCUCCACUUGCGCGCUAAAUUGACAGCGACAAGUUCCAACAUCGCUUCCGGAUUUCCACAGGGAUAAAAAUAAAAUAUAAUAUAACAAAAAAAAAAAAAAGGCAAGUGUCACCAGACAUCAAGAUGAAUUGUCACAGGGCUCUCUACCCCCUGUUGAGCGUCGUUUUCAUGGCUGGAUUAGCUGGUGUGGCGUGCAUCCGCGUCUCGCAUCUGAUCGUGCCCGCACAAGUCGGCCGCGGCCACGACGCUCAAUUGCAUUGCCAUUUCAAUCUCGGUGGCAACAUCCUUUACUCAGUCAAAUGGUUUAAAGGGUCUCGUGAGUUCUUCCGCAUCGGUCCCGACGGUACCCGACCUCAAGUCUUCCCUCAUCUUUCCAACAUGACUGUUGACAUCCAGCGCUCCAAUGUCUCGAGUGUCUACCUCAGGAACAUCCAGAGAAGCAACGCCGGAACGUACAGAUGUGAGGUAUCCUGCGAAGGGCCCCACUUUGAGACGGAUUUCAGAGAAGCCAACAUGUCGGUCAUUGAUUUGCCACUGCAAGGGCCCAUCAUUAUCAACGUGCAGACGAGCUACUUACCAGGAGAGCGGGUCGCGUUAAACUGCACCUCAGCUCCUUCGAAGCCAAUGGCGAUUCUUCAGUGGAGUAUCGACGGGGAACAAGUGGGCGAACCGUACGUCAAACGAUACAUUGACGGUUCGAUUCCGACGUUAGCGACCCAAUCAUCUGAGCCGAAUAGCAGACAAUCCACAUGGCAAAACGGCCGAGAAAACGAUGGCGAAUUGGCGGAGGAUAACGUCGCAACGGUCGGUUUGGAAUUUGUCGUCGAUCUGCCGAAGCAAAUCUCGGCUGGAGCGUUCGCCACGAGGCGGGUCUCAUGCACGGCCCUAGUGGGAGACAUUUAUCAAAGCGUUACAUACGCAAAUCUGUCGAUCGUAGACGGACGAUCUGCUAAGGCGAUCGCCACUGCUCGCACUCCGUCUCACCUUCUUCAUUCUGCCAAUGGAAGUUCGGCAAACUGGCCGAGGUCGCAUUCGACUUCCUGGAUCGGUCUUGUGUUUUGUUACAUAUUUUAUCUGAUACGUCAAACAGCGGUCGAUACUACCGCGGCCGUGCCAUAGUGGCACAAUGGUCGUGGCCGUCCUAAUAGCUCCUGUAUAUGCGUUCGGUUCCAUCGGCAUUAUUUAAAAAAUAAAAAAUAAAUUAAAUUUCACGUAAAUUAUAGCCCCCCCCCCCACUCUACUACAAAGCGCAGCAACGCAACGCGUCAGAAAGCUAUAUU